CCCUUCUCACGCCCCCGCAGUCUCCGCCUUCGGCCGACCUCGGGCCAACAUGGUCCAACCCCAGACAUCAAAAGCUGAAACCCCAGCCCCCGCGGCUUCUGCCAGUGCCCAAAUGGAUGACGUGAUCGACACCCUGACCUCCCUGCGCCUCACCAACUCGGCGCUGAGGCGGGAGGCCUCCACGCUGCGGGCGGAGAAGGCCAACCUCACCAACAUGCUGGAGAGCGUGAUGGCCGAGCUGACCCUGCUGCGCACCAGGGCUCGGAUUCCGGGGGCGCUGCAGAUCACCCCGCCCAUCUCGGCCAUUACCUCCAGUGGGACCCGACCGAUGACCACGCCUCCGACCUCUCUGCCCGAACCGUUUUCCGGGGACCCGGGCCAGCUGGCGGGGUUCUUGAUGCAGAUGGACAGGUUCAUGAUCUUCCAGGCCUCCCGCUUCCCCGGGGAGGCCGAGCGAGUGGCGUUCCUUGUGUCCCGGCUGACUGGGGAGGCGGAGAAGUGGGCCAUCCCGCACAUGCAACCCGACAGCCCGUUGCGCAACAACUACCAGGGGUUCCUGGCAGAGUUGCGGCGAACCUACAAGUCCCCGCUCAGGCACGCACGGCGCGCCCAGAUCAGGAAGACUUCCGCCUCGAAUCGGGCUGUGCGGGAGCGGCAGAUGCUGUGCCGUCAGCUGGCCGCCGCGGGCACCGGGCCCUGCCCUGUGCACCCAGCCUCCAACGGGACCAGUCCGGCUCCGGCCCUGCCCACCCGGGCACGGAACCUUUGAGAAUCGGCCGCCACCCUGGUCGCCUCUGCAGCCACCCAGGUAGCAUCCACCCGCUGCUGCGUAGAGGAAAAGUUGGAACGACAGCAUAGCAUCGCCCUCGUUUGAGGACGUCGCUUCCUGCUCCUCCAGACCUGUUCCAUGAAGGAGGAGAUCUUCCUUCAUGGCUCUUGGGCGCUCUGUCAUCCACCUUGCUUGCUAGUGUCACGUGCUAGCUUUGUACCUGCACCUCAGCGCAUGUCUCCCCUCUCUUGCCUGCAACCCCAGCUCUUCUCGUGACCACAGCUCUGCUGCGCGGUCGCAGCGACUCCACAGCACCCUGCGGACUGUUUGGGCUGACCCCUCCCAGCCUGACCAGGUUCAUGGAGACCCCUACUCCACCCACCCUCUGCAGGCCCCCACCGCGGCUCCCCGCCUGCUGCCCUGUUCUCACUCGUGACAGAAAGGAGCCACUUUGGCCAGGCUGGUGGCUUAUGUGGGUACCUGGAGAGGGGUCUGGCUUCCUGCCCAUAGGUGAUCACCAGCCCUGCCAGGGCCCAGUGUGGCAGGCAGGGGCCUCGUCCCUGCUGUCCGUGGCCAAGUGACCACUGUUGGGAGAAUAGUUCCAGCAUUCGAGGGGCAGGCUUUGCUCUGCACAU
Molecule: messenger RNA, 1404 nt
Organism: Ceratotherium simum simum (southern white rhinoceros)
Lineage: Eukaryota; Metazoa; Chordata; Mammalia; Perissodactyla; Rhinocerotidae
Source: RefSeq, a predicted model, not a curated record